UCUUUAUGUGUAAAUACAUCUCCGAGCAAGAUUAGAUACUUAAGAUGGUAGGAACCUCGAUAUUUCGGGGUGGCGAAAGGUGACACAUUCGAUAUAUGUUUCAUCUUUAUAUCAUCCUGGCAGAGGGAAAAUGAAGGAACAGAAAAGCAAAGACUCUGAGGGUGAGGACGAUGUGCCAUGCUGUCUCUCUCAGCGCUGGAAAACGGCAUACGUCGGUUUCUUUGGCUUUAUUCUCGUUUACGCUGUCCGUGUGAAUCUCAGCGUCGCAAUUGUCUGUAUGGUAAAAUCCCAGAAUUCCAUAGCCAACAGUACCACUCUUAACAACAGCAAUAUCAGUGCCGUGGGUCUCUGUACCUUAGACGAGGAGAGCAGUGUGAACGAGCAUGCAGAAUUUGAUUGGUCCAAAACCACGCAAUCCACCAUUCUAGCAUCAUUCUUCUACGGUUACAUUGUCACUCAGAUUCCUGCAGGAUGGCUGUCCGACAGGUUUGGAGGAAGACGUGUAUUUGGUAUUGGAAUGUUCAUAGCCUCUAUUUGCACACUUCUCUUUCCGGUAUGCGCACGCACGUCGAUUGUCUUAGUGUACGUACUACGGAUUCUUCUAGGAGUUUCAACGGCAGUGUCUUUUCCCUCAGUCCAGUCAUUAUGGGGUCGAUGGGCACCACCAUUAGAGAGAAGUAAACUGAUCUCCUUCACGUAUUUAGGAACAAUGUUUGGAAUGGUAUUGACUUUGUCUUCUUCAGGAUUUUUGUGUCAAUACGGAUUUGACAAUGGAUGGGGUUCAAUCUUCUACAUUUCAGGUGGUCUCACGAUGUUGUGGGUGUUUGUGUGGUUCUAUGUUACGGCUGACACUCCAGAUCUACAUCCCCGAAUUUCCGAGGCCGAGAGAAAGUAUAUAAACUCCUCCAUUGAGUAUAACACAAACGUUCGGACGUUGAAAACGCCUUGGAAGUCUAUAGCUAUGUCUUCUGCGGUAUGGGCAUGUCUGACUGCGCAUGCUUGCAAUAACUGGACAAAUUACACACUGUUGACUAGUCUUCCUACCUUUAUGAAAGAAGUUCUGAAGUUCAAUAUCAAAAAAAACGGAACGCUGUCGGCAGUACCAUACAUAUGUCAGGCUGUGUCAGGCUUCAUCGCUGGUCAAACAGCAGAUAUUCUCCGAUCCAAAGGCGUCCUUAACACUACUCACACCAGGAAACUCUACCAAAAUUUGGCAUUUAUUGGUGCCGGAGUAAUGUCGGUGGCUGUCGGCUACAUCACUUGUGAGCAGCGAGAUGUUGCUGUGGCGCUGCUCUCUGUUGCAGUUAUGUUCACUGGUCUGUGUAGAGCUGGAUACACUGUCAACCAUGUCGACUUUGCUCCAAAGUAUGCUGGUGUGCUUUACGGUAUCACUAAUACUGUAGCCACGGUACCAGGGAUGGUAGCACCUAUUGUUGCCGGAGCACUCACGCCAAAUAAAUCACAAUCAGAAUGGCGAUACGUCUUCUUUGUUUGCGCCGGAUUUGACCUAUUUGGCGCCAUCGUUUUCGGUUUGUUUGCCAGUGGAACGAUACAGGAUUGGGCCCGUGAUGAAGUAGAGAUAGAAGUCAAAAUAAGUAAGACAGAGGAAAAUCAACUCGAUAAAAACUUUACAUUGUUACCCACAAACAAAGAUAAAGAAGACACUAGUUCACAGAAUGAAGGAAAGGCAACCGAUCGUGAAGAAUCCACAGAGAUCACCUCAGCUGAAAACGAGGCUUCAGCGUACAGUUCUGUUAUAAAGCGCCGUGACGACUCAGAUCAGCAUUCAGGUGACCAUAAAGAAGUCACAAUUGUACAAUAUUGAUUUUAUAUUUAAUUGUACACAUAAUUAGAAUAUAACUGCAUGUUUAUUUAACAUACUUAAUUACUACCACCGUGAUAACUUAUAUAACCUACCGGGGUAUCAUGUUAGCCUGUCAUUUCAAUGAUGAUUAACAACUAACGAUAUAUGAUACAUUCCUUGUGCUAAAUUCAUUUACCUCACCCCAUCCAAUGUAGUUAUAUUCUAAUUCUGUGUACAAGUAGAUGUAAAAUCCCAUUAAUAAAAAUGUUUGGCCGGAAAAAGGUAUCAUCUUGAGUAGCUACAUUCAACCAUUUGAAACUGUUCUGGAUCCACCCUUAACAGGGUACAUAUCAAUAUUUGACAUUCAAAAUAUAUCUGUGUGGUAAUGUUAGACAUGUGGUCUUCCUACUAGCUCUGGCUAGUGGACUGACCUCGAUCGGUAGAGCUCUGGACUCUUAUCACUGGUCCUCAACUUAUCCUUUGUCUCUGUUACAUUUGGUGUCCACGUUUGGAUACGGAUAUAAUCUCCGGCGGGAGAGAGUGACUGCCUCCAGAACGUCGCCCCACAGGUGCUGGUAGUCGGGACACCUCUUUCUCUGGAGGGAAACAAUACAGUAGUGUUAGAUAUAGGGCCUGCAUACUAGGUCUGGCUAGUCAGUUAUUCUGAGCUUUUAAACCAGAGGGGAUCCUCACCAGAGACAUAUUUGUCUAUACUACAUCUGUAUUAUCAACAUUGCUCAAUUAUCUAUGUGUAAAGCACUUAUGACUUAGGAAAUAAGUGAUUAAUAUACCAUAUGAUUGCAAUUUAGUAGUCGGAAGUGGGAGGAAGUUUAUCUGUAUGUAUGAACGCCAAGUCUUUCCAAAAAUUAGAUAAUGCAGAUAUU
This is a messenger RNA of Ostrea edulis (European flat oyster), 2688 nucleotides long. Its product is annotated as sialin-like. Lineage: Eukaryota; Metazoa; Mollusca; Bivalvia; Ostreida; Ostreidae. Bases 131 to 1825 code for a protein of 564 amino acids. Gene Ontology annotation, biological process: transmembrane transport; monoatomic anion transport. Gene Ontology annotation, molecular function: transmembrane transporter activity. The record is from RefSeq and is a predicted model, not a curated record. The transcript has 11 exons.